CCGCCCCACCUCUCUGCUGCAGUCUCGAAUUUCUCUUAUAGUUUUGGGCUAUUGGAUAGACCCAAUGUAGCCCAGAAAAAGAAGGAAAAACAUUUAAUUAACAGUUUAAUCAUCCUUGGACGAGCAUACACAAAAAGGCAAGGAUUUAAGUUAAUCUAAGACAUUAAACAACAAAUUAAUCUGAACAAUACUCAAAUCAAAUACUUACCCAUAAACUAAUGCGUAUCGCAUUCCCGCUUUUAUUUCGUCUGGUUUUCAGAGCUUCGCUUUCUUCCGAACCAAUCUGGGUUAAGGUUUUAAAUUCAUGGCUGGAACAUCGGACAAAGCAGGUAAGAACAGCAAAGGCGUGCGUUUGGCUACUGUGAAGGAUGAAUCCGCUUCUUCCUCCAAGGGAAACAGUUGUACGAAGAUAGAGUACGAGAUCCUCAAGGAGAAUCACGAGACUCUGAAGGUGGAUUACGAGAGUCUUCAGAAAAGGGUUAAGCUUGCAGAGGAGACAUAUGAGGUCAUGAAGAAGCUGCUUCAGAGCAAAGGUGAGGGACUGGAGGUGACCAAUGCCCGCUUGGUGGAGGAUUGUGCGAGGGAGAGAAGCGACAAGGAUAAGUAUAGGAAAAUGGAGAGUGAGAGAAAGGCCAAGAUGGAUGAGCUGAGGAAGAGAGAAGAGGAGCUUUUGAUGGCGACUAGGAAAGGGAAAGAAGAUUCCGCGGAACUGGAGAGCAAGUUUGUUGCAUUAGCUGAGAGAUUUUGCGUGGUUGAAGCAGAUUGCUCAUACUUGAAGUCGCUCUAUGAUGCUGAAGUUGCAGCUUCAGGGAACAAUAAUGCGAACAACGAUGCUACAGUGAUAAGUGAUCACAAUGAUCAAUGCAAGAAGCAAGAAAGAGCUGUCACUAAUCAUCAUUCACCGCCUUCCUCUGCUUCACCAUCAUCGUCAUCUUCAGAUGGCUAUGACGUUGUGUUUAAGCUUCCAGCUAAUUGGCCCGAGUGGGCAACCCCAAAAGGUCCCGGUGAUGAUUCCAGCAAGUCUUAGAAGAAUGCAGAGAACACAGAUUGAAAGCUAGCUAAGGGAAACUUCUUAUUACAUAAUACAAUCUCUCUUUCGAGGAACUAUUGUUAAAUUCGUAAGGAACUACAGGUGUUGACGCAUUUUGAAACUAAUCAAGAGAAAGCAAAAACGUUUUGGUGUCUAAUAGCCAACACUACUUGUCUUAAGACGUGUCAUUAGCAUUUCAUAAGUAUGGAUGAGUUUUCUUUUCUGCUGGAAUACAUGAAAACUAUUGUAAACCCAUACAUCAAUACAAAUUGCACUUGUUCUAUGUAAA
Molecule: messenger RNA, 1319 nt
Organism: Brassica napus (rape)
Lineage: Eukaryota; Viridiplantae; Streptophyta; Magnoliopsida; Brassicales; Brassicaceae
Exons: 3
Coding region: 305-1027 (240 amino acids)
Source: RefSeq, a predicted model, not a curated record